Molecule: messenger RNA, 502 nt
Organism: Acanthisitta chloris (rifleman)
Lineage: Eukaryota; Metazoa; Chordata; Aves; Passeriformes; Acanthisittidae
Gene: SREK1IP1
Product: SREK1-interacting protein 1
Exons: 4
Molecular function (GO): zinc ion binding; nucleic acid binding
Source: RefSeq, a predicted model, not a curated record
AAACUUGAGGGUUCUGUUUAGCAAUGCCUUAUUGGUGACAUUUUCUCUUCCAGGUGGAAACAAGGAUAACAUCAGAGCAGGAUGCAAGAAGUGUGGCUAUCCUGGUCAUCUGACAUUCGAGUGCCGAAACUUCCUCCGAGUUGAUCCUCAAAGAGAUAUUGUUUUAGAUGUUAGCAGCACUAGCAGUGAAGACAGUGAGGAAGAAGAGCUGCAGAGAUUGCAAGCCAUGCGUGAAAAAAAAAAUGUAAAUGAGGAGGAAGAAAAAAAGAAACAAAAAAGAAAAAGCAAAGAAAAAACAAAAUUAAAAAGACCAAGGAAAAGGUCUUCCUCAUCAAGUUCAGGUGAAGACAAUGAGCCAAAGUCCAAAAAACAAAAAUCACACAAAAAGGAAAAGGGAAAAAAGCAUAAAUCUAAGAAAGGAAAGCAUCAUAAAAAGGAGAAGAAGAGACAAAAGGAAAAACGUUCAUCUUCUGACAGCUCAGACAGCUCGAGCAGUGACUGA